AUGGCACCCUCUGUUGAAAUAUCCAUUCCCAAUACUACCCUUUCUCAUACCUCUCCGCCACACACGGUCUACCACAUCACCCUCCGCCUCCCGCUCCGCUCUUUCACGGUCCCCAAACGCUACUCGGACUUCUCAACAUUCCAUAACACCCUCAUCUCCCAAACGAAUGCACCUCCACCAGCUCCAUUACCCUCGAAGACAUGGUUCGCAAACACAGUUUCGAAUGAACGGUUACGAGAAGACCGCCGUGACGGCCUAGAGCAAUACCUCCGAGCGAUCAACGAAUCCGACGAUGGCCGCUGGCGAGGUUCACCAGCGUGGCGGGCUUUCCUGAACCUCCCAACUGCAGUAACGACAACUGGAAGCGGAUCCACGAAUACAUCUAGCCGUCUUCACGCAGCCAUCACAGACCCAGCAUCCACCAAUGCCCCAAUUACAGAUCCAACGCUAUGGCUAGACUGUUACCGGGACAUGAAGUCACAUCUGCACGACGCGCGACUCCAGCUCUCGCGCCGAGAUCAAGAAACAACACCGCAAAAGCAGCAUGAAAGCUCCGCACAGGCGAAAAAGAGCCUUGUCCGCGCAGGAACCAUAAUCACGACUCUAGACGACGGACUCAAGAACAUCGGAGCAUCACACUCGGCUUCUAGCAUUGGCGGGGGCGAGAGCCGCCGCCGCAAAGAUCUGUUGAUCAAUGCGCGCAAGGAAAAGGACGGCCUUGAGGAUCUCUUGCACGCUAUGGCAACUAAGAGUCGACUAGACCAUGCUGUGGCAUCGGUACAGGAUAAAGAAGCUUUGAUGAAUGUUGGGAAUGCGGGUGAUGGCGCGAGCAGUGGGCGCAGGGCGCCAGCGCGGUCGGGCAGAGUCCUUGGCAAAGAGACGGAGCGGACGCGCGAGCUCGAUAACGACGGUGUGCUUCAGUUGCAGCGGCAGAUGAUGCAGAGCCAGGAUCAGAAUGUCGACGAGUUGAUGAAGAUUAUCAUUCGACAGAAAGAACUGGGGACACAGAUUAACGAGGAGCUUGAGGUCCAGAAUGAGCUGCUUAAGUUGGCGGAUGAGGAAACUGAUAUACUGAAAGGCAAGCUCGAUGUUGGGAAGAAGAGGAUCGGGAAGAUCUCUUGA
Molecule: messenger RNA, 1122 nt
Organism: Penicillium olsonii
Lineage: Eukaryota; Fungi; Ascomycota; Eurotiomycetes; Eurotiales; Aspergillaceae
Source: the annotation of a GenBank genome assembly